AUGCAUCGAGCCUACCAGCCAAUUUUGCCAUGUGGCAAUAAAUAUCUUCAGCAACAGUGGGACAAAGCAACAUACGAAGAACACAAGAAAAAGAUCAAGACAGCCAAGCCUGUGGUGGACACCUCUACACCUCCAACAUAUGGACAUCUUCAUUUGAAGUUAAGAAAACUUAAGCUGGAAAAGGACCGUUUAUCAAUCACUGAGAAAGAGAAUCAUUUGCUGCUGGAGAAGAUAUCUUGCAUCAUGAGGACUAAAGGAAGAAUUGAUAACAAAAAUGAGUAUGAAGCCAAAAGCUUAAACAGAGAAAAACGAGAGCGAGAAUUACUAAAAGUAAGCCAAGAGAAUCAUGCCAUUCUGGAAAGGAUUAUAAAGUGUAAAUCUCAGUACAGUGUCCAACAGUGGAAUGAAGACUGGCAAAAGGCUGAAAACUACAUGAACAGCAUUGCAAGAUAUCCACAUGGAUUGUGCAAGUGGCAUGUUGAAAAGAGACAAAAAUUAAAUAAAACAACACCAAAAAGAGACAGACAGAAUGAUAAAGAUUUGAAAGGUCUGACAAGCAAAAUAGAGGAACCAGAGCAAGAAGAUUCAUAAAAAAAUAAAAUAAAAAUGAUCAUCAACGAGAAAAUCUAAUAGAAAUGGUGUAAUUUUAACCAUUACGAUGGCAAU
Rhineura floridana is the source of this 666-nucleotide messenger RNA. RefSeq names its product CFAP97 domain containing 2 (gene CFAP97D2). The record is from RefSeq and is a predicted model, not a curated record. NCBI's taxonomy places the organism in Eukaryota, Metazoa, Chordata, Lepidosauria, Squamata, Rhineuridae. Bases 1 to 591 code for a protein of 196 amino acids. The transcript is spliced from 5 exons.